This is a messenger RNA of Aspergillus costaricaensis CBS 115574, 903 nucleotides long. RefSeq names its product ankyrin repeat domain-containing protein. The transcript has 3 exons. NCBI's taxonomy places the organism in Eukaryota, Fungi, Ascomycota, Eurotiomycetes, Eurotiales, Aspergillaceae. Bases 400 to 822 code for a protein of 140 amino acids. The record is from RefSeq and is a predicted model, not a curated record. Gene Ontology annotation, molecular function: protein binding.
CCUCAGCAAGAAGUACCUGCAUCGACUUAGGAUACUCUAGUCGGGCCACUCAUGCUGCGUCCCCCCCUGCCCCUCCUCGGAUUCGGCGGGAAAAGCCUGCUCUGGAGGACUUUCCAUGCUAACCGACCAAUACUAUCAUCGCCUGCAACUCUUGCAUAUCGAUACCUGCAGACCCCACUGAGCUUCAAGUCAAAUGAUUCCCAACGAAACGGUGGAGCUAGUUGAGCUGGACAACGAGGUGCAGUUGUAGGGCAGCAACUGUCAGGCCAAACAGCUUGACACAUCUUAACUUCGAAUUUUCUGUACCUCUUCAUUCCUUUCCAUUUACAAUUUUGUCAGUAACGAGUUCAAAGCGAAUUAUCAAUUUCUUCGACUGAUUACAGUGCCUGUUGAGACGAGAUGGGUGACGGAAAUAACUUUGACAACAAAGACAACACGGUUCAUAACCAGGCCGGUAGUCAAGUUGUUUAUGGCAGUAUUUAUCAUAAUACUUUCUAUACCUAUGAUCAAGAUGGCGCGCGGCAUAUCGCUGAGGAUAAGUCUCAUCUUGAUCAGAAGCUCCUAGAAGCAGCCGCCAAAGGGGAGACUGCGAAAGUGGAGCAUCUACUGGACAACGGCGCAAACGUUUCGGCCGCGGAUUCGCAGGGCCACACAGUGCUUCAUGUCGCUGCAUCUGGCGGACACGCUGAUAUUAUCAGCAUCCUCUUGCGGCGAGGGGCCGACAAAAAUGCGAGAAACCGUUCUAAUCACCGUCCUUCGGAGCUCGCCAGAUUGCUUGGUCAUAUUCCCCUUGCGAACAAGUUGGAGCUGAAUUUGCUUUAGAGGAGGGGUUUAACAGCUAUCUCUAUUUUCAUAAAUCAUAAAGGAUAUUCGCUCUUAGCAAUCUUCGAUCGUUCCCUGAAG